AUCAAGUGCACCUCCAAGCAAUGAAUUUGAUCGAGAUCAAACCGUUUGGAAGACCAUGACCUGAAAAUAAGACAAUUUUUGAGAAAAUGAGAAAAGCGUUUUUGAAUGGUAGAAAGACUACGUAGCAAGUUAAGAAGAGGUGAAAGUGUAGACAUUGAAGAAACAAAGUCAGAGGUCAUAAUGGGUGAAGAAUCUUCAUCCCGUGGCUCAUACAGCAUUAUUGCAGGGGUGGUCAUGCUGUACUGGGCCGUGUCGAUUUCAUUGGUAUUUCUUAACAAAACCAUUCUCAGUGGAUCAUUUGGCGACGAAGAACUGACAAUCUUUUCUGCCUGGUUUCAGAGUAUGGUGGCCGUUGGAUUUAUUUUGAGUAUCAGGUACGGCUUCCACAGGUGUGGAGUGCAAGCAAGAGUACCGAAGAUUGAACCAGAUCAUUUAUACUCAAAGACAAUGCUCAUGUUAUCAAUGAGUUCCGUAUGUGGAUUAACGUUUAAUAAUCUUAUGUUGAAACAUAUUGGCGUUGCUUUUUACCAGGUUGCGCGAUCAUUUACAAUAAUCUUUACGAUAGGAUUAUCUGCCCUUGUCCUUGGACAAGGAUUGUCUUUUAGAGCUGUGAUAUCGUGUUUUCUUGUCGUUUGCGGAUUCUUUGUUGGCAUAGACCAGGAGGAUGUCUCUGGGACACUGAGUGUUCUCGGAGUCAUAUACGGAAUACUUGCUAGCUUAUCGGCAGCCAUUUCCGGAAUUCUUUUCAAAAAAGCUGAGUCACUCUUAGAUGGAGAUUCGCUUAAAUUAGCAUAUUAUAAUAACCUCAACUGUAUGGUUAUAUUUCUGCCACUGUGUCUAGGAUCGGGCCAGUUCUUUGCAGUGCUUCAUUCAGAUUUGAUAUACCUGCCAAAAUUUUGGUUCAUUUUACUGAUAACGGGUUGCCUUAGUUUAGCUAUAGGUUGGGUAAGUGCUCUGCAGAUCAAAUACACGUCGCCCAUAGCGCAUCAUUUAAGCAUCAAUGCAAAAUCUGUGGUGCAAACAGUACUGGCUGUUUUGUUUUACCAGGAGUCAAAGACGCUGUUCUGGUGGUUAGGAAACUUUCUAGUUGUGGCUGGAGUACUCAUGUAUACGUUAACAAAAAUCUUACAAGAUGCACGGAGGCUGCAGAGCAUGAUGGGAAGUAUGGAACUACCAGUGAAAAAACCAAACCAAGCCAUAAAUGGUCGUGUUUAGUUACGUGAUAUUUCAUAAAACAUCUACAGUUUUAAGGUAUUUGAAGGUGAAGGUCUGUAAAAUGGAAAAUUAAAUUUUGUUGGCUGCGGUCAAAAUUUUUUGGAUAGAGUAAAUACUCUGAAUAGUUUACAUAUAUUAAUUUUUGUCUUAAAAUAAGUUUACUAUAUUAUGUUUUUUAUUGUACCAUCAAUCUAAAAUUUUAGCUUGGAAGUGUUAUUCGUUGCUUGUUGUUGUUUUUUUUCUCAUUUUUAUUUGACAUGUAACUUAUAUCUCCACAUAUUUCCAAUGAAAUAUACAUUUAGCCAUGUGAUAUUUCAGAAAUGAAAUGAUAAAAAAUAAUUAUAAAACUGUUCUCCAAAACGGGGGCAAUUUAAGAAAGCAUUUUCUUUUAAAGGGACCUGCCUCCAAGUAAGUAUCAUUAUAUCUAGCUUAACAUGUAAUAAAUAUGAAAUAUCAUUUAAGUCAGUCUUGUUUAAAGUUGAUAAUUUAUAUUUAAAGUUUGUGAUGUAAUUUACAGCUAAUUUUCUUUCAUCUUUACAUCACAAUAUUGUAUUUCGUUUUAGAGAACACUUUUACAUAAUUUAAAGGUAUUGGAAGUUAUAUGUUUGUAAUCAGUCAUUUGUUACUUUAUAUUUAUGAUUACUGAAUAAAGAAAGCAAUUUCUACUUCUCUUAAAAGUUUGAGCUAAAUCUGGAGGCAGGCCCCUUUAAAGUAAGACCUUAGUAAAAGGUAAGAUAAUGUAUGAUACUGAAUUCAGUAAAUCAGUUUUAUUUUUGUGUAAGACAUUCCAAUCAGUUGAAAAUUCUUGGCAACUUUUUAUCAAGUAAGAAAGUCAUUUGUCCUGCAGACCUGAUUCAUGUGGAGAAGUUGUCACUUACUUGUGGAGACAUUAAAAUCAGUAUAAGAAUCCAGGAACACUAGUUAGGUUAUUAACUGACCAUCAUCACAUGACUGAAAUACUGAUGAAAAUAUGAGCCCCGCCAUGAGAAAACCAACAUAGUGCAUUUGCGACCAGCAUGGAUCCAGACCAGCCUGCACAUCCGCGCAGUCUGGUCAGGAUCCAUGCUGUCCGCUUUCAAAGCCUAUUGCGUUGGUUUUCUCGUGGUGCGGCUCAAAUGUAAAAUCAGUAUCAGACGAAUUGAACAGAGAACUUCGGUCAAGUUUCAUUUUUAUAGUGGCUAGCCUCAUUUAAAAUAUAGAAUUUGUGCUGCAUACUUUUAAAGUAAUAAAUAUUGAGACUUCUAAAGGGCAAAAAAAUAGAAUGUGCCACAUUAAACUACAUGUACUUUUAAAAUAGUGUAAUUAUGAUUUUCUGUGUACCUGUUGUAGUUAUUUUUUUAUAUAUUUUUAAUGAUUUUAGAAUUUUUAAAUGAGAUUAUUGAAUACCUGUCAUUUAAAGGCUUCUAAUUUCUAUGAGACUGAAGGCCAUUUAUUGUAGUACAUUGUAUUUGUUUUUGAAUUAUUGAUUUUUGCCUGCAUACAGUAUUCCUCUGUAUAAAUGCCCACACCCCCACGCCCUUACCCAACACAGACACACUCUUGUUUUGCACACAUAAAAAGGGAAACUUUUGUUGUUAAACAUGAAUACCAGUGUUACUUGGGUAGAAAUUGUAAACAUUUGUUCAUUAGAAGAAACAGAAAUUUUUAUUUGUAUUCUUUUUAGCAUUUUUAUGAAAGAUUAAUGGUAUUUCAGUUUCAUUCAUUUUUGUUAGGUCAGAUAUCAACGAGGAUAUAUAAAGAUUAAGAAAUGACUUGUUAUAGCACUAAGGGUAAUUUAUAAUAUGAAUAGCAUACGUGUCAGUUAUGAAAAAUAACUCCAUAUUUUGGUAUGUAUGGUGUUUUUAUUCUACCUUCAAGUGCUGUUGUUUAAAGCUAACUUGAACUUUGUUCAGGGUUAGCUAUUAAUAUAGGUGGAUGGUCUGGCAUGCAUCGUCCUGCAUCCAUCAUCCUAUGUAAACAUCUUCUCAGAAAUUACUGGUAAUUGCUUGGUCCUUUUAGAGGCUGCCAGAGCAAAAUAUAGAAGAAAACCUUUAAAUGACUUCUUCUUGCGAACCAAUCGAUGGAUCUUCACCAAACUUGGUCUGUAGCAUCUUUGUAUGGACUUCUUACGUAUUUGUUCAAAAGAUUCUGCUUGGCUGCUUUUAGGGGCUGGCACAGCAGAAAAAGAAAAAAGCCCUUUAAAUGAAUCACUUGAUGGCUCCACAUCAAACAGGGUCAGAAACAAGGUCAUGAUCCUCGUUAGAUGAGCGACUUAGGCCCAAUUGGGCCUCUUGUGUACUUUUCUUCUGGAGAGUAAAAAUUGUAAUUGUUAAACAUAAUCAAGAGUGGUAACAGUUCUAAUACAGUAGUUAUAUAAACAUGAAGCACAGUUGAUCAUUGAUCAAUAUUGCCUGUGAUCCUUCAUUGUUAAUCACAUUAUAUAAGGUGAUGAUUUAAGUGAAUGAGAAAAGAAUCACAUUCCAACAGAAAUUGUUUGUUUAGGGUAAUGUCUUCAAAUAUGUGUAGGUUGGAUAUGUUUUUAGCUCAACUAUACAAUAUACAUUACACAAAGUAUAUGGAGAGUCAUCCUACUUGACCCAGUGCUGGCGUCAGCGUCCGUUCUACGUCCACACCUUGGUUAAAGUUUUGGUGCACUUUCACUUUACAUAAACUUUAAAUAGUUAUUCCUCAUCCUCAAACUCAUAUGACACAAGGGUGAUAAUUCUUGAACCAACAUUUCAUUAAUUAUCCUCCCUUAUUACUUAGAAUUUCAGGUUAAAGUUUUGGUGCACUUACACUCUGUCUCAGUUAUACAGAAGAGAGUUGAGCAGCGCCAUGAGAAAACCAACAUAGUGGGUUUGCGACCAGCAUGGAUCCAGACCAGCCUGCGCAUCCACGCAGUCUGGUCAGGAUCCAUGCUGUUCGCUUUCAAAGCCUAUUGCAAUUAGAGAAACAGUUAGCAAACAGCAUGGAUCCUUACCAGACUGGGCGGAUGUGCAGGCUGGUCUGGAUCCAUGCUGGUCGCAAAACCCCCAUGUUGGUUUUCUCAUGGCACGGCUCAUUUGAUUAAAACUAUUAAUUGUUCCACAUCAUCACCCAUUUCAUAUGAAACAAGGUCCAUAACUCUGGCACUAAUGUGUUUUCAAUUAUGUCCCCUUUUUGCUUAGAAUAUCAGGUAUAAUAUGUGAUUCACUUUUGCUCUAUCACAGUUAUUACUAAAUAGAUUUGAUUCAAACUUGAAAUAGUUGUUCCACAUUUUUAGCCACAUGAUACAACACAUGGUGCAUUAUUCUUGCGGAAAUUUUCCAUGAAUUAUGUCCCUUUUAUACUUAGUUAAUGUUUUGAUACGCUUUACCUCUGUUGUUGUUAUUUCUAAAUACAUUUGACACAGACUUAAACUGUUGUCUAAUAUCUUUAUCCACAUUGGAGUCCUUAACCACUCUAGUGACAGCUCCAGCUUCCUCAGCCAAGUUUCCCUACCCAGCACCAGUCUCCAGUGACAGCUCCAGCUUCCUCAGCCCAGUUUCCUUAUCCAGCACCAGUCUCCUGUGACAGCUCCAGCUUCCUCAGCCCAGUUUCCCUACCCAGCACCAGUCUCCUGUGACAGCUCUUGUUGAAAUCUUAUAAUUAGUUACUUGUAUACUUGCCUAAUUGACAGAAAUAAGUGCCAUUUAACUGUUGCUUUUUUCAACAUUUUAUAUUUUUUGCAAUGCCAUAUAUUUUAACCUACGCAUUUUUAGCUCACCUGUCACAUAGUGACAAGGUGAGCUUUUGUGAUCACCCUUCUUCGUCUGUCCGUCCGUACAUCCGUCAACAAUUUCUUGUCUGCACGAUAGUGGUUUCAUUUAUGAUUUUAUUUUAACCAAACUUGCACACAACUUGAAUCACCAUAAGAUCUCGGUUCCUUUCUUGAACUGGCCAGAUCCCAUUAUGGGUUCCAGAGUUAUGGCCCCUGAAAGGGCCAAAAUCAGCUAUUUUGACCUUGUCUGCACAAUAGCAGCUUCAUUUAUGAUUUUAUUUUAACCAAACUUGCACACAACUUGUAUCACUAUAAGAUCUUGGUACCUUUCUUGAACUGGCUAGAUUCCAUUGUGGGUUCCAGAGUUAUGGCUCCUGAAAGGGCCAGAAUUAGCUAUUUUGACCUUGUCUGCACAAUAGCAGCUUCAUUUAUGAUUUGAAUGUAAUCAAACUUGCACAAAACUUGUGUUGUCAUAAGAUCUCAGUUCCUUUGAUGAACCGGCCAGAUCCCAUAAUGGGUUCCAGAGUUACGGCCCCUGAAAGGGCCAGAAUUAGCUAUUUUGACCUUAUAUGCACAAUAGCAACUUCAUUUAUGAUUUGAUUUUAUCCAAAAUUGCACACAACUUGUAUCACCACAAGAUCUUGGUUCCUUUCUUAAACUGGCCAGAUUCCUUCAUGGGUUACAGAGUUAUGGCCCCUUAAAGGUCCAAAAUUGGCUAUUUUGGCUUUUGCAGCCAUAUAGAGACUUCAUUUAUGGUUUUAUUUGAUACAUAUUUCCAAAAUAUCGUCAACAACAAUAAAUCUUGGAUUCCAUGACAAAUCAGAUCUAAUCGUAGGUUCCAGAGUUAUUUUAUAUCUGAUUACCUCCCCUGAUUGUAGUCAAAAUGGAUUUAUAUCAGUAAGUACUUAUAGGACUUAUUUGAAAUUUCAUUAUUGUCAUUAGUUGGACUGAGCCAAUCAGGGUAGAUAACUACGGACUGAUUUUAUUUCAAAUUACCUCCCUUUAUUUCAAACUAAAAUGGGUAUAUCUCGGUAACUAAUGAAGAUACUGAUCUGAAAUUUCAUUAAUGUCAACAGAUUUAUUUGGCAGAUCCUUCUUUUGUUCACUUACAAUAAUUUUCUUUUUAAUUACUUCCCUUUUACGUUACUAUUAAUAGCUCAUUUUUAGUAACUUUUUUAUUAGUGGCCGUAGGGAAAAACCGAGACCACUUUUCUGUGGUACAACAUGGAUGGUAGCGCCAAUUUUUAGGUGUAUUUUGACAUAUCUGUACCUUGUAAGAAUUUGUUUUUUCUUAUUGGUUAAAUUUCUUUCCUUUGUUGUUCCUGUCAUUUGGACAUAGAUAUUUUUUCUGAGGACCUUGUCCUCAAAUGCAAUGAUAGCAGGUGAGCGAUAUAGGGCCAUCAUGGCCCUCUUGUUAGUUUAUAAUACUACACAGAUUAUUGAGAGUGCAUGGAAGGUGAAGAUGCAUCUUUCACUAAAAUAUUUUUAUCAUUCAAGGUCCGGAAUGCACAUUUAAUGUUUUUGACUUUGCAACAUAUAAAAGUACCUGCUUUUUAAAUGUCACCUGCUAGUUUCAUGUACAAAGUCAUGGUUAGUUACCGUAAACAUUUAUGAAGUGUGUACAAUUAUAUUAUGUAACAAGCAACACUGUUUAUGCACAAAAAACUGUAUAUUUCGUGUUUACAUAGAUGUUGUGUAGUAAUUGUUACCUUUUUAUCAAAUAUGAAAUAAGGGCAUAAAUUUAAUACAUCACAUCUUUAGACAUUAAUGUCACUUAUUUUAAAACUCUGAAAAAUUACAAUGGAACUGUAUAAAAUAUCACUAUUUUUCCAUAUUGAGAAGUCAGUUUUGUAUCAGGUGUGUGAGAUCAUUUGAGCUGACCAUGAGAAAACCAACAUAGUGCAUUUGCAACCAGCAUGGAUCCAGACCAGCCUGCGCAGCUGCGCAGUCUGGUCAGGAUCCAUGCUGUUCGCUAACGGUUUCUCUAAUUGUAAUAGGCUUUGAAAGUGAACAGCAUAGAUCCUGACCAGACAGCGCCGAUGCACUAUGUUGAUUUUCUUAUGGUGUGGCUCAAUUUUGUUAUGUCGCUUUAAUGUAUAUCUUUGUGUUAAAAAUGUCCAAUAAUCUUGAUAUUUUCAAUUUUACUGUAGCAAAAGAACAAAUGUAUAUAAUUUAAUUGUGUUAAUGAGUACCUUAGUUACCUUUGAAUAGAGAAAUAUGCACACUUUUUUGUGAAGUAUUUAUACUCUCCUAUGGUGGCCCAGUAUUUCUUCGGCAUAACUUGUGCACAUUUCUGUUUACAGUCUAAUAACCAAUGUAAACGCUUGUUCAUAAUAUUAUGUGAAAAUGAAAACACUGUGAUUUAGUUAGUUUUAGGCAUUGUUUGUAUAUAUAAAAAAACAACUUACGUAGUCUAUAAGUCACCACCUCGGCACAAAAAGUUGAUAACAGCUUUGAUAUAAAGAAGUUAUCCACGUUUUGCGCUGGGAUGGCGAAAUAUGUAGAAGAACUCCCUAACCCCAGAAGGUUACAACAGAAUUUGAUGCACAUUAUGAUAUGCUCUGCUAGUAUUAAUCAUUAAUUGAGCCGUGCCAUGGGAAAACCAACAUAGUGGGUGAGCGACCAGCAUGGAUCCAGACCAGCCUGCGCAUCCGCGCAGUCUGGUCAGGAUCCAUGCUGUUCGCUAACAGUUUCUCUAAUUCCAAUAGGCUUUAAAAGCGAACAGCAUGGAGCCUGACCAGACUGCGCGGAUGCGCAGGCUGGUCUGGAUCCAUGCUGGUCGCACACCCACUAUGUUGGUUUUCCCAUGGCACGGCUCAAUUUAUAAUUUCCUGUAAUAAAAAAUUAAUACUUUUGACAAAUAUCUGCAGACAUUCUGCUUUUAGUUCAACCGAGCAUGAAGUUCUGUUGCGAUCACUCCCCAUCCGUCCAUCCUCAUUUUUCUUCAGAAAGUGUCUCAGAAACCAUUCGAUAGAAGUUGAUAGAAGCUUGACCUGGAACCACCUUGACUUUUCAAAAAAGAAACGUGGCUGCCAGUAUUGGGUAGAUCUAGUUUUCUAUAUGUAGCUGUGUGAAAAAACUUUGAACAUAUUCUGCUCUGAAUCUGCAAACCAGUUUUCAAAAUUAUUUGGCAGAAACUAAAAUAUUAUACAUUUCGAAAGUGAAAUCAGGCUAAAUAUAAGUUUGGUAUUACAGUAGUCUAAUAAUUCACAUAAUUAUGUAAUAUCCUGUGGAUAUAUUGCAGAACCCUAGACUAUUUGAGUGGGAAAAUGCUACAAAACUCAGAUGUACUAGCCAUUAUCCUGCUAAAUUUCUAUAAUGAACUUGUCCAUCUUUCAAUUUGGAUAGUACCAUUAGCUGUUAAAAGGGGUGCUUACCUAAAGAUACUGACUGAAUGGUGAACAGUGCAGAUCAUGAUCAGACUUCAUGGAUGUGCAGGCUGAUCAUGAUCUACACUGGUCGCAAAGGCAGAAUCAGUCAUGUCCAGCAUGAUAAGGGCUAGUAGGUUGUAAGAUUGUAAAAUAAGUCCGUUGAAUAGGCUGAGUUAUAUACAUGGUGAUGAUCUAAAGGUUGCAAAUAUAAAAGAAAUAAAAGGAAGUGGAAAAUCAAAAUGUAAAUUUUAUUCACACGUCAAAUGCGGUUUUCUUUUAAAUGUGAGAAAAGAGUAAUAAAGUCGUGAAUUUAGAGCAAGGGUCAGUGACUCUGUUUGUAUCACUUACCAACAGCUAUAAAAAAAUAAAAUAUUUUAUAUAUUUUUUUAUUUCAAUUUCCGCUUAACAUUUUUACACAAGAUCACAGUAGAUUUUAACUUUCUUGUUGUACACAGUUUUCUUUUUUUAUACGAUAUCUUCAAAAAAAAAGUAAUGUUUAGAGUAGACAGUAUUUGAUGACUGCAGAUUGUAACAGGUCGGGGAAAGUGGAACACACUCCUUUUAUUGCAAUCUAGUUCAAGCUUGCUUUGUGGCUCAUUUCUGUAUGAAACAGAUGUUUAUGAAAUGACUUCUAUUACGCAUUCAUUGAAGUGCAAUACACAUUUUACUUGUAAGAAAGAUAUAUCGUUUUGAAGUUCAGUAUGUUGUCAUGUGAAAUGGGAAAUUAGAAUUUUAUGGUUGAAUCUGCAUAAGAAUACACAUCAUUAACCUGGUAUCUGCACACAUGUCAGUAUACCGUUAUUUAUUGAUAAUGGUGAAAUGAGCCUUGGGUAAUUGUUUUAUGCAUAGCUGCACAGGUAAACAUUAGAUAUGUAUGGAGUUUAUUUUAAAUUUUCAAUAAAUAAUGUAACAGUGAAUUUGUAAUAAAAAAUUUACAAACACAGAUGGGCAGAAAUGAGCCAUAGGGUUAAGUGUAUAUUUAACGGCAUUUAUCACACAAGUAAAUGCUCAGAUGACGCCCUAAGUUCGAAAGACUUCUAAAUCUUACUCUUUAUAGAGAAACUAGUCAUGAUAAAAACAAAGUGUUUUAGGGUUUGCAUGUUUAAGUAUAAUAUAUAGAUACUGUUAAGACUGUGUUAGCGACUACCUGUAUUAAGCAGUCCUCUGGCGGCAAGUGAUUUUGCCUUUGCGACCAGUGCAGACCAAGAUCAGCCUACAAAUCAUGGUCUGCACUGUUCGCUAUUCAGUCAGUAAAUUUUCAGUGAACACCCCUUUAAAUAAUAAAUGGUACUGCCCAAAUAGAAAGAUGGACCAGUCCAUUUUAGAAAUUUAGCAGGGUAAUGGUUAAGCGGUCCUCUGCCUUAAGCAGCCAGAUUGUGUUGUUCCUUGGCUGGCUACUUAAUACAGGUUUGAUUAAGUACAUUACUAGACUGGUUAGUGUUUAUAAAAUUGAAUUAAUCAGAAUUGUAAAUCAUUUCUACUUAUUUGAUUUAUUAAUGGUAGGCAAAACUGAAUAUAAGACAAGUCUACAAAAUAUGCGACUUAAGUAAAGGUAUCCAUCAGUUUUGCCAGACUGCUGUGACUGGGAGGUAAAAAGGCUGAUGUCGAACGUGCAGGCUGAUCUUGAUCUGCACUGGUCGCAAAGGCAAAAUCACCUGCCGACAGAAGGCAAAAGGUUAACGGAUCAGGACCUGAUUCACAAUAUGUAGAUUUUUUCAAAUGUACAGAAAUCCUUGACAAAAAAAAAUAGUUGCCUUAUAAAUUCACUUAAAUUUUUAUUUCGGUAGUACUGGUAUUAAGUAUCUAAGGAUUUAAGUGAGAAAAAUCUUAGGAAAUGAGGGUAAAUAUUGCGAUAUUUGACUCUUAAACAUGUUAAAAUUUGUGAAAAUAAGAUGAUCGCAAGUAGUUCCUGAUCUAGUGUUCCCAAACAACUUACAUAUGAAAAGAAUUGAAACCACUGUCUUACCCUUGCAUAACCAUACAGGCAACUAUUAAGUGUCAGAACACAUGGUUUUGCUUCAUAUCUGAUUCCAACAGAUUUUUUAUUCCAUACCUCAUAUAUAUUUAUUUUGAUGUAAAUGAGGUUUGUAAAGAAAAGUUUUAGUCUUGUUUGGAGCCAUAAUAGUGUGUACUAAAUUGGUCUGCCAUAAAAUGCAAAUCAAAUUGAACCAAAUCAAAUAGUCUGCAAUAAUUAGAAGGUAAACUGUUGUGGUUAUAGUUAUAUUACUUAGAGCUGCCACAUUUCUCUGUGUUAAAGGUAUUGGACCCAUACUGACUAUUCAUCAAAUUCCAUUGGAUUACAUAUUCUUAUAUGUCAUUUUGACAUGCUUCAGUUGUUAACAUAGCUCUUAUGAGCACAGGACUUUCUAGGGGCCUCCGUGGCCUAGUGGUUAAGGUCGCUGACUUCAAAUCACUUACCCCUCACCGAUGUAGGUUUGAGCCUCACUCAAAGCGUUGAAUUCUUCGCAUGAGGAAGCUGUCUAGCUGGCUUAUGGAAGGUCGGUGGUUCUGCUCAGGUGCCCGCCCUUGAUGAAAUAAUGCAUGGAGGGGCACCUGGGGUCUUCCUCCACCAUCGAAGCUGGGAAGUCGCCAUAUGGCAUAUAAUUGUGUCAGUGUGACCUUAACCUGACGAAAAAAACAGGACUUCCUUUAGCACCGUGUAAUUUUUUUGCGGAAGUCAGGUACUGAUGAUAUGAAGAAUAUGUAUACAAACGAAAAAUAUAAAUUGUUGUUAUGGGUCCGCUACCUUAAGAUUGGUAAAUUGACAUAAAUUGCACUGAUGCAACUUGUGUUGAUUUUAAUUUUUCUGUAACUUCUAUUUCAAAGUUUGUUUAUGUUGUGCUGUAAAUAAUUCUUUUAGCUGUUAUUUAUUAUUUUUGCAUUUGCAUUUUUUUUUUUUUUUUACCUGUUUAUUGUAAAUACUGGCUUGAGUACGACAAGGUUAUUUUGUUAUUCAGAAUUUUUUUUUUUUGUGAUGUAUAGGGAAUACAUAUGUGACACUAGAUUGAAUGCAAGAUUGUCAAAGAUAUGUAUGUCUGUAUAACAUAUUCUACAUGUUGAAUAUAUUUUGUGCGACAGCUGUUUUUGAAGUGAUGAAAUGAUUGUUGAAAAUGAUAUUAAAUCUGAUAAAACAAAAAUCAUGAUAUUUAUCCAUGUAUUGACUAAAAGUGAAGUUUACACAUUCCACGUUUAUCCUGAAAGUGAUUUUAUUAGCAACCUUAAAUGGCAACUAAAAGUAUAGGCAAUGCAAACUGAAUUGUCAACUUUAUAGAAUUUUUGAUGUUCUCCAGAAACAGAGCCGGUUGAAUCAUUUGAGCUGCACCUUUAGAUAACCAACAUAAUGCAUUUGCGACCAGCAUGGAGCCAGACCAGACUGCUCAUCUGCGCAGUCAGGUCGGGAUCCAUGCUGUUUGCUAAUGAUUUCUCUAAUUGCAAUAGGCUUUGAAAGUGAAUAGCAUGGAUCCUGACCAGACUGCACGGAUGUGCAGGCUUCUCUGGAUCCAUGCUGGUCACAAAUGCACUAUGUUGGUUUUCUCAUGGUGCAGCUCAUAUUUUAUUACCAUUGUGCAGAAACUUUCAUGGCUCAGGCAAAAACUUGUAUUUUUGUAAGGACAUGAAUUUCAAUUUGUAGAGAUGGAAAAUUUGAUUAUUUGUCAGCAUUUAAUUUCAUGAUAAUUAAUCCGGAUUUGAUAGAUUGACAAACACCGAAUACAUGAAAAUUAGUUGGAAGCGGCUAUUCUUACGGUCCCAUAAGAAUAGCCUCGCAGGCUAUUUUUACGGCUCUCCCUUAAGAAUAGUGAAAAGUCCACAGGUGUCUGUUCCUACGUCUCUCCCGUACGAAUAUGAUUACUUCCAUUUGUUACAUAAACAAACAAUUUUAAUUCAACAAAUUUAUUGUAAGUGUAAAAUAAUUUUUUAACUGAAAUUUGUCUUCUAAAUAAAUCGGAAAACGAUUGUUCAUUGUACAGAUGUAGAUGUAAAUACAUAAGUUAUUAAUAUUGAAACAGUAAAAAAAUGUUUACCAAGUAUUUUCAGCUAAACCAGUUAGAGAAUUAUUGUUCUAUGUUUCGUGUAUAUACGUCCAAAUGUUUCACAAUAGUACAAAUCUCUUACCACUCUAAACAUUUUUAUUGCCCUUUAAUUUAGUUUUAUACUUGACGUUUGUCACACAUCAGCUUGACAUGUUUGCAUCAAUUCAGACCUGACAUUUUAUUUUAACACUAUGACCAAAUGUGAUUACAUUUCAUUUCCGAAAUCGGUUGAAAAUAUAUCAGUUGAAUGACUUCAGUACAAUGUAUUGUCUUACAAAACUGCCGUAGGAAUAACCACCUGCGGGUUUUCACUAUUCUUACAGGAAGAGCCGUAAGAAUAGCCUACGAGGCUAUUCCUACGAGACCAUAAGAAUAGCUACUUCCAAAUUACUUUCCUAUGAAUAUUGAUCACAUCACGUGGGAGAAUGUUCUCCGUUAUGAUUUGAUAAAAGACAUUGUGUCUGAAAGCAUUCACCCUCCACCUCUGAUUCAUGUGGGGAAGAAGGCAGUUGGUUUGUACUGGUAGAGAAUCCAGGAAUACUUGUUAGGUUAAGUUCAUAACUGAAGUACUGUUGAAGAACAGCGUUAAACCCAAAACAAACGAACAAAACUGACUGGUCAAUGAUGUAUUGAUCCAUUAUGUAUAUAUGAAGUCAUAUAACUAUAUAUACUACUUAUUUUAUCAGAACAAUUUCUAUGUUUCUGUGACUUGAAGUUCACUGUUAAAAUUGAUGAAUAAAAUUUGUCUAAAAUUUA
Mercenaria mercenaria is the source of this 13091-nucleotide messenger RNA. RefSeq names its product GDP-fucose transporter 1-like. Gene Ontology annotation, cellular component: Golgi apparatus. The record is from RefSeq and is a predicted model, not a curated record. The transcript has 2 exons. The coding region runs from base 106 to 1215 and encodes 369 amino acids. Gene Ontology annotation, biological process: protein O-linked glycosylation via fucose; GDP-fucose import into Golgi lumen. Gene Ontology annotation, molecular function: antiporter activity. NCBI's taxonomy places the organism in Eukaryota, Metazoa, Mollusca, Bivalvia, Venerida, Veneridae.